AUGGCACGCGCCGUUCGCGGCGCCGCCCUAACGCUGGCGCUCCUCGGCGCAUCGGCCCUUUCGCACAACCCCGUGCGCCGCCCGCCGUCGGCGCCGAGAGCCGCGACGACCGCGGUAAGCGCCGCGACGACGGACGUGGAGCUCGGCACGUGGAUGCUGCUCGUGCCCGAGCUCAACGCCAUGCCCGGCCGCUUCGACUUCGACCAGACGGAGUUCAUGUCGGCGGAGGAACUUUUGGAGCGCGUCGACGGCCUCGCGGAGGCCGCCGUGCUGUCGACCUGCGACCGCUACGUCGUCGUCGCCGCCGCGACGCGCGACGUCGACGGCGUCCUCGCGGCCAUCGAGGCGCGCGUGACGAUGGAGAUCGCCGUGCGCGCGGGGCGCACGGGCCGCCAGCUCCUGCUCGCCGCGGGGGCCGACGGCGCCGCGCCCUACGCGCCGCGCGCGCCGCUGCCGGCCGUCGAGGAACUGCCCGGCGGCGCCGUCGACGCGCUCGCGGCGGCCUUCGCGGGCCUCCGGGACGAGCGGCGCGGCGGCGGCGACCUCGUCGCGGACCUGCUCGGCGAGGAGCGCGCGGGCAAGCGCGAGCAGGUCCGCGCGCCCGCGGCGGCGCCCGCGCCGACGCGGCGCGACGCGACCGACGAGCUCACGGCCGCGCAGCGCGAGAAGCUCGCGAUCCGCGCCGCGAAGCGCGAGGCGCGCGAGCGGGCGCGCCUCGAGGCCAAGGCGGCGACGUUCCUGCCGCUCGCGAAGACGACGACGCGCGAGGCCACGGAGAAGUUCAUGCUGCGGCUCGGCGCGGGCCUCGAGUCGACGAUCGUCGGCGACCUGACGAUCGGCCGCCAGCUCUGGGACCUGCGCGAGGCGUGCCUCGCGACGGGCGCCAUCGCGACGAACGGCCCCCUCUGCGCGCUCGUCGACGCGGCGCGCGCCGCGGGCCGGCGGACGCGCGACGAGCGGCUCGGCGACCUGAGCAUCGCGCGGUUCCCGUCGCGCGAGGACCGCAUGACCGACGACGAGAAGCGCGCCGUGCUCGACCACGCGCGCAUGGUCGUCGCGGACGAGCACGCGAGCCUCAAGGCCGAGCGGAAGGUCCGGCGCGCGGCCGGCGCGAUCUCGGAGCUGCGCCGCCGCAGCGACGAGCGCGUGCGGCGCGCCGCGGACGCCGGCGCCGACAACCGCCGCGCGCGCGCCGCGGCGAACGCCGUCCUCCACGCGCCCACGAUCGCCCUCCGCGGCGACCCGCCCGACGCGGCCGCCGUCGCCGACGCCGCGCUCGCCGCCGUCGACGCGGCGCUCGCGCGCGUCCUCGCCGGCGACGCCGUCGUGACGACGCGCACGCGCCGGACGGAGGUCGUGGGGCGCGGCGGCGCGAAGCUCAAGCCCGACGACAACUCGACGCCGCUCCUGUCGUCGAAGAGCGACGGCGCGCCGAAGGAGUGGAAGGCGGGCCUCUGCUCCUGCAUGGAGUACCCCGGCGUCAACGUCUGCGCCUUCUACGCGCCCUGCUUCCGCUUCGCGCAGACCGCCGUGCGCGCUCGCAUGAAACCGAACUGGGGCUUCGUCUUCUGGUUCGCGCUCUACUUGUUCGGGUUCCUGCUCUUCUUCUGCCCGCUGCUCUGGCCCUGGUGCAGCGCCGCCUGGCCCCUGAAGCUGUCGUCGACGGCCUACGAGACGCAGAUCUGGUUCCCCUGGUGCGCGAUCUGGUACCUGUCGCUGCCGACGAUCGUCGCCGUCGGCGCGUGGAAGCGCUACGAGAUCCGGCGCAAGUACAACAUCAAGGCCUACGGCGGCGAGGACUGCGGCGCCGCCGAGGACUGCUGCCUCCACUUCUGGUGCGAGCCCUGCGCGCUCGCGCAAGAGGCCGUCGAGGUCGACCUCCAGGAGCUCGGCGUCGCCGUCGCGAGCGCGUCCAUGGGCGAGCGGGACUAA
Messenger RNA from Aureococcus anophagefferens, 1932 nucleotides. RefSeq lists its product as hypothetical. The transcript has 2 exons. Gene Ontology annotation, molecular function: glutamyl-tRNA reductase (NADP+) activity; NADP binding. The record is from RefSeq and is a predicted model, not a curated record. Bases 1 to 1932 code for a protein of 643 amino acids. Gene Ontology annotation, biological process: tetrapyrrole biosynthetic process. Lineage: Eukaryota; Pelagophyceae; Pelagomonadales; Pelagomonadaceae.